Zychaea mexicana is the source of this 990-nucleotide messenger RNA. RefSeq names its product DNA-directed RNA polymerase. Gene Ontology annotation, cellular component: RNA polymerase I complex; RNA polymerase III complex. Gene Ontology annotation, molecular function: DNA-directed RNA polymerase activity; DNA binding; protein dimerization activity. Lineage: Eukaryota; Fungi; Mucoromycota; Mucoromycetes; Mucorales; Lichtheimiaceae. The record is from RefSeq and is a predicted model, not a curated record. The transcript is spliced from 5 exons. Bases 128 to 625 code for a protein of 165 amino acids. Gene Ontology annotation, biological process: DNA-templated transcription.
GUAAGAUAUUAUCCUAAGUAUAUGUAUUUGCGCAUUUUCUCUGUUUCGAGUUCUACUUGCAUGCAAUGUACUACCAUGUUCCUAUCAAGCCACCCAGAAUAAUAUAAGCCGUCACGAAGAUCGAUGAAUGGCAAAUCCGACUUUUACUACUACUGCAACACACUUUGCGCUUUUCCUGCUUGGAAAAAAGAAUCGAAUAUACACAAUGUCAGCAAACGAAGACGCCAUGUCAACCAGCAGCCAACACGAAGAUACCCUUGCUGACGAGGAAAUGGCCGAAGCCUCUGACGCUGAAAGCGAAUUUGGUCCCAUCGAUAAACUCGACAUUGUUGCUGGCGCAGAUAAUGAGAAAACGGCAAUGACAUUUAGCUUUAAAGAAGAAGAUCACACCUUAGGCAACUCGCUUCGACACAUGAUUAACAAAAACCCGGAAGUCGACUUUUGCGGUUACUCGAUUCCUCAUCCAUCAGAAGCGAAAAUGCAUAUGCGUGUCCAAACAACCAACAAAACCACAGCUGUUGAUGCCCUGACAACCGGUCUCGAUAGCUUGAACGAUCUGUGCAAAGUCGUCUUGGAGGCAUACGAAGCCGAUUUGGCCAAGCGCGACUACGUGAUCGAAAACUAAACUAAAAUAAGCACCAUGUAAUUCUCUCGCAUACUACUACUCGGGAUGAUGAUCGAGUACAACGGGAUCUUUUAGAAUGGAAGGAGAAAAGAGGAGGAGAACGAAGAAAAAUGGAGGCGUAAUUUGUGAAGGAUCACAAGUUAGUUAAAUUAAAGGACUUGUUUGGCAACCAAAUUUUGGUUAUCGAACGGUUUAAUAGAAAAUGGUAUUUCAGAAGCAUUUCUGCUGUUGCUGUUGUAUUCGUGUAAAUACGAGCAUUACUAUGGACAUGCCGAUAAUAGGGGUGGAUUAUGCAACGGUCGCAGAUCUUUCAAAAUCAAGUGCUUGCAAGUGUACGAGAAAAUGGAAUAGCUUCUUUUAACGAG